AUGGCAGGUAGGCAACUCGACGCGGAUAAGACUAAACCUACACCGUCGUCUUUGAAGAAAUCGGGUGUACCUUCAAAAACGACUAUUGUUUCCACCCCAUCUACAUCGGAUUCAUACACCAUAAUCACCAACAAGCUUUUGGAAGCGAUACGUAUCCCUGAUACCAGCUCAACCGAAAGCGAUUUGUGGAUCGGGUAUGAAUCUAAGGUAUCUGGAAACAUCUGUAACCCCAAGAACUUCAUCAAGACUCAAAAGGUGGAAUUUAUCGUCAACGAUCAACAGUUGUUGGCAGCUUCAAAAUAUAUAAAAGAAGCUGCAGACGAAGAUGAUAUACUGUAUAUCACUUUCGUCAGUGACGGUAAAUUAGACUGGUACCUUUUGCUUGGAAUGGUAAGGAUCCCCAAGGUGUUCGCGAUCGAUUUGGCCACCAUCAAAGAAUCGGCUCGAACGGAAGACUUGGGAACCGCUAUACACCACCUGAUGCCUGUGUUUUCUGAUGUGACCAUCUUCAAGAUAAUCACGGAUCAGCAUUCAAACGAGAGCAUCAUUCGCCAUGGUCUGAGGCUGCUUUUGAAGAACAAAACACCUCUAAUACAUCUAUGGAAAUAUGGACUGAAUUUGAGAGAAAUGGGUGACAUACCUCGUUAUUAUGAUAAUAACGAUGCUGCCGUCUUCUUUAAGAGAAGACCUUUCUCUCUAAAUCCCGUCCAUGAGGAAGAUUCGCAAUUGACACGGGCCGAUACUCUUUUUUAUCGGAAAGCUGCCAGAAGCCCCCUCUUCGUGCAGCUUAAAAAACGUGACGAAUUCCUUAAAAAUUAUCUUUUCUCCUCAUCCCUUGCUGGUUCUCUGGCCGUACUUUGGUUUACCAAAGUAAUGUGCAACGACCAGCAAGUUGGUGUAGACUACAGAAAAGGUCUCAUUGAAAUUGGUGGAAUAGCCUCCGUAGUGAAAGCUGCGGUGGAACAAUAUACUUUAUUGUUGGCGAAACCCACCAAUGAAAUAACUAACCCAUGGUUCAAUCUUACAGGGAAAAGUAACAAUGUUGGAAAUGGAAAGGGGAAGGAAAAGGCCAAGAGGAUCUCCUAUCCUAAUCCGACCCCGGAAAAGUCCAACGAGAUGGACGUGGACCUUCCUGAGGCGUUGAAGGGACGAAUUGGGGAGAAGGUAUUGGAGGGAACCUCUACCAUCCAGGAACUUCCCCCACCAACCAUCAUCCCAACAACCUUCAACGUCCCACCACCCGUCAUUUCCGGAAACUCUUUAUCAUCCAACGCCCUGGAAGCUCUGGCUGCAGCCCUGGUGUCCUUGCCACAGCAAAUCCAAGCCUCUGUUGGCAAGGCAAUCGCUGGGACAGAGGGACAGCAAGUCAAGGAGGCGGAAAGGGGACGAAAAAUCUCCAAAGAGUUGGGAAGGAAGGGUGAGAAGAGGAAGGACAGGUCGGAGUCGAACCGACAGAAGAAGAAGAUGGAAGGUGAAGGGAAGAAAGGAAAAGUGGACUCGAUUGCCGCCUUAAUCGAGAGGAAGGAGAAGGAGGUGGAGACCGAUUUGAUGAUGGCAGGCAAGCUCCAAAAGGAGUAUAUGUGUAUGGAGAAGGAGGUGGAAGUGAUGGCAAAGCGGCUCCAACUCUUGAAGGAUGCGGCAGGAGAGCUGCAGCGAAAAUCCUCCUGUGCCAAGGAGGAGUUGGCCAUCCUUAAGAAGAUCUAA
Molecule: messenger RNA, 1704 nt
Organism: Paramuricea clavata
Lineage: Eukaryota; Metazoa; Cnidaria; Anthozoa; Malacalcyonacea; Plexauridae
Source: the annotation of a GenBank genome assembly